AUGGAGAAUUGCAAAGCACUGGUGUUCGACUGUUACGGUGAUUGGGAACAAGGAUCAUGCGAUAAUUUACAACCUAUAUUUACCCAAAGAACAUGUCCUGAGCCAGAAAAAGUAUUCGCAACUUUGGGAGCGAUAAAAGCUAGGAUACAAGCUGAAGAUAAGACUAUGCUGUAUCCUGCUGUACUUAAAGAAGCUUAUAGGCUUGUGACUGGUGAAUUGAGGUUAAGGUAUGAUGAAGACGCAGCAGAGACGUAUGCUCUGUCAGUAGGCUCAUGGCCCGCCUUUCCCGAUUCCAAAGAAGCUUUAUCGAAUCUCAAAUCAGCAGGCUUGAAACUCGUGAUACAUAGUAAUGUGGACAACCAAUCUUUUGAAGAAACGAGAAAAAGGCUUGAAGGUGACUGGGGAGAAUUCGACGAGGUCUUUACUGCUGAGGACAUCGGAAGCUAUAAACCCGAUUACAGGAACUUCCAUCACGUCCUCGAAGCUUUAAAUGAUCAAUAUGAGAUACACCCGAGCGAAGUAUUGAUAGUAGCUAAUUCGAAACGAGCCGAUAUAGCUCCAGGAAGAAGACUGGGUCUCAAAACAGUAUGGAUUAAUCGACCUGAAGCUAUACUGGGUGUUAAAGGGUUCGAAGAUGUGAAAGCCGAUUAUGAAUUUGAGAGUAUGAAGGAGUUCGCAGAAGAGUUGAAAGCUGUCAAAGAGAAUAUAUAA
Molecule: messenger RNA, 711 nt
Organism: Kwoniella shivajii
Lineage: Eukaryota; Fungi; Basidiomycota; Tremellomycetes; Tremellales; Cryptococcaceae
Product: haloacid dehalogenase, type II
Exons: 8
Coding region: 1-711 (236 amino acids)
Source: RefSeq, a predicted model, not a curated record